GUGUAAACAAGAAUAGGUGGUAGGUGCGCGGCCAGCAUAAUUUUGUAGCACGUAGCGGUCGUGAUUCCGGUAGCAAAUUUCUUGUGUUUGUAAAUACAGAGUUCGUGUGUGAAGGAGGGGAAGUGUUAUCGCCGUGCCUGUGUGAACGUGUUGGCGCGUGUUUUUUGGAUCAAGCACACGUUGCGUUUUUUGAAGAUGGCGCCGGGCCUGCCAAUAAUGUUCGUUCGCUGCUUCUUGGGCCAGGCCGCAGCAGUCGCCGAGCGGGGAAGAAGUAAAUACGCCGCUGGUCGCAAAUAAGAUCAAUCCUUGCGAGGUUGGUCGACCUUCGGCUUUGCACGUGAACGAAAGAAGAAAUAAGAGUUGCGGCGAAGGUCGUCUACCUGAUCAACUUGAACGAGCGAGUGGAAUCGCGGACGCGGCGUGUCGAUCCGCAGACAAGGGCCAGCAACGACCAGCCUGGCAGUACAAUUCUCGGAAAUAGCUUUCGCAACGCAGGAGUUGUCAUGAAUCACAACCCCGCGCAAGUGUCGCAAUGGCUCUCGUCCAUGCUGAACAUAAUUCCGGGGGACAUCCUCUCUCUGCUGUCCCAACGCGUCAAAGCGCACCAGAUCGGCGGCCACACGUUUUCCGGCAUGCUGAACAAUCACGAAUUUCUAUCGAAGUGAACUAAAAUAACUGGAGGCACGCAAAGGUCAUGUUGUGACUUGCAGUAUGUCCAUGUCCCUGGGCAGGCCGUUUGGCCUUGUUUCCCCCAAUGGAAUUUUACUUUCGUAAGGAAAUGUAUAAAAAUGCUGUCGGCGGCGCGUUGAGGAGCUUUACUUACUGGCAAAUCGCGUCUACUUGGUAUAUCAUGCAUAGCAACAACCUGUUUCUCGGAGAUGUGAAGCUCGCAAAAGAUGUACAACUUCUGAUGCGUUCAUUAUCUGCAGCGGCUUCUUUCCCAGUUUUCCUUUUGAUCGGCGUUUACGGAGAUGGGCAUCGAGGGCCUCACCAUGCUGCAUUGUAUUACAGUUUUUCUUUUUGUUUCUAUCAGUAAUGCAGACCACCCGUUUUGCUAGAUGUGAUCAUACUUUGUUGUGACUGGAGAUCAAAGUCGUCGCAUAGGUAUCUCACCGCUCGAGGCACGGUGUCAACAACUACACGGAAAAGAAUUCUUUGGAAGUACGCUUCAAAUCUUUGAUGAUGUUGACGUAAAACUGAAAAUUUCAAUCUUACCAAAAAUCAGGUUCGCGCAUAAGGAAGGUGUGGCACCAGGAUUUUCCGGACACGAGGAACAUCACAUUAGAUCGUACGCUCGUUGAACAUCGGGAGUCUAAAGUUGAAUAUUGUCGAAGGGACCGCGGCCCCCGCUUGAUGUCGGUUUCGUCUAAAGAGGUCCCCACAGCACGAUACCGGCUUUCUCUAUGUGACCACGGAUGUCUGUGUAUUUGUUCAUUAUGUGUGUGCGGGCACAUAGUUCUAAUUCUGUUUCUGGAUGAGCCAUGAUGGUGUCAUGGCUUUCCUGUCCGAAUAUUCGAGGUUCGCUACACAAUUUUGCUUUACUCACCGAUUUUUUGCGUUGGAUACGGUGCCGUCCUGGCAACAUCCCCGGCGCGCAGAGAGGAGGGUCCAACCGAAAUGCCACCGAGCAGCAGACCCCCGACAUGCCGGUAGCAGGGAUGCGACCCCCGGGAGGUCGCAAUCCGACCAGUCGGGUACUUAGUGUCACUCUGCGUCCUCUCGCGAAAGAACUGCACGAAGAAGUACUUCUGCAGAACUUGAUCUAGAAGUACGUGUGCGAAUCAAUGUCUUCAUUGCUAUCCUACUUCUCUUUGGCUUCACCUGUUGUUUCCGAGCCACCGUGCGGCACGUAGAAAACCAAGAACAAUAACACCUGAAAUAACAGAUGCACCAGCUGGAUGACGGCUCACAGGUGCAGCUGGAUCCCCGUCUCAAUGCAACCGUGAGCACCAAUGAUCCGUAUCAAGGGGAAAAAGGAAUAUCGCAGUCGCAUAGUUUAUUUCUGGCAGCACGAUAGACACGAUAAAAGUUACGCGUUUUUACAUGGUUUUUGCAUGAAGGUAUCGCGUUUCAGUCGGUGCGUGUUUUAGAAAAGUGCGCAUGUGUUUUUAGACUUAGACGCCAUGUGCAUGUAUGAUAUUUCGACUAGCUGCGACAGUUUCAUCAAUGGAUAGGAUACGGCUCAACACCACGUUCAGCAGUUCGAACCGGCAUCAGCAGCAGAGAGGCCCUGCGGAUGUAGACGCUGCGCAUCGCGAAGAAACUCUGCGCAUGGCGCAGCAGAUCCAAAAAUUGUAUAAUCACCUUAAUUUUUGCGUACCACUAGGUGCUCCUUACCGGGUGUAGCGACUCGAGUUUUUGUACGGCAGAAAAUAUAUUCAGCUUCCGUGGUUUUCAUGCGAGAAAGAGGCAACAGAAUGAAUCAAGAAGUAGAAGUUGGAAAUACGUGGCGGAGCGCAAUGAAAUUUCACAAAACUGCAUACCAGGCGAGCAGACCUGGAGCUCGGAGAGCAGCGGGCAAGGAAGGCCGAAGAGGAACGAGACCAGUAUAAGAAUAGCCUGGACAUGGCGGAAUCACGAAAUCGUGCACUAACCGAGCAAAUGAAGGAGCUUGCGGACUUGCCGAGGUAUUUUUCAAGCAUCCCACUUAUUGUUAUUUGUCCGCCCGCCGUUGAAUUACCCCGUGGUUGUGCAUCUACGGACCACCCAAUUGUUGUCCUUCAAUCCUGCAAAGCGAUCGGACUCAUGUAGUACGAUGGGACAAUGAUAUACCAUACUUGUCAAUCGUGGCGUCAUUCUGAUAUUGAACAAUGUGAAACUCCAUCUCAGGAAAGUGUUUGAGCGAGUUUGUGACCAGGCUGGCCUCGACAAGGCACAAAUGUAUCCGGGCUCGCGAGAUUUGCUCCGCCCGGCCCAGCAGAGCGACAAAGGGCGUGGUCACGGAGGCGGCGGCGCAGGCGGAAGUCAAGGCUUAUCCCACAGGAAAAAACUAGUUGGUCACACCUGUAAUGUUUACAGAAAAAUCUUUAUAUCCUGAAAAAGAGCAUGCUAGACAGGCUCAGCCAUGGCGGAUUUUAUUUUAGCAUUCCGGGUAUAUCCUGCUAGCUUUUUUGGGUUUGAUAGGGCCCCCCCCUGAUGCAGAAUAAGCAACCCCGUGGACCGCCCGGGGGUCCGCCAGCGGGUCCGCAAUUGGGUGGUCGCAUUGUCAUAUCGGGUGUAACGAAUCCUCCUUACUCAACUCAUUUUCAUUUGGAGACCCGGAUCGCUGCGCGUCACAGUUUGCAUGCGCGAUUCGCUCACGCCGCGCGUCACAGUUUGCAUCUGGAGGACCAUUUAGUUGUAUCUGAUUAAUAUUUUUGCACACUCGUACACAUUUCUGCAGCAAUGCCAAGCAGAGUCGUGGUUACACAACAAGAAAGAAGGAUCUGUUACACCUGAUAAAGCGGAGAUCCGUACGAUAUUGGAUAACGCGAGCUCUUGAAUCUUUCCUCUUCGGUUUAUGACGCGCAAGCGUCUUUUGAUGAUUUGGUUUGUUUUGCUGCAUUAACAUUGUCACCUUGAUUCCACAGAUUUGAUCCCAACGCGCCACCAAUACACGCGGGCGCGCCGCAGCCGCAGCAGCGCGGACAGCGACCGCAGAUGCAGUCCGGGGGAGGCGGCGGGGUGCCGACGCAGCCGGGCGUUCCGCAGUCGCUCCAGGGUACCCUCCUUCACCAGCAGCUUCCCGCGGAAGGAGAGAAACAACCGCCUUACCGCACAGAAAAAUUCCUAGCGUGUGUGCAUACUUCCUUGUGGGGCACUAGCGAAAGGAACGUGAUGAAAAGUACGGAAACCCGUCAGGUGCGGGGCCGUAGCUCCGCUGUCUGUGCUUCUUGCAUGGUCGUCGACAUCUACUUCCCUAGUUUUGCGGACGUCCCCGAAUUUAUUACUUAGCGCAAGCGUAGUUUUUCUACUCCAUACCUGUCCGCCCGCACAGAGGCCGGGAAACCCUUUCGACGAACUUCCAGCGUCUGCACAUCAGUGUGCCCCGCAAAUGAUUGAGGGUCUCAGGAAAUAAGGAUCGAAAUGAUCAGUCUUGCUCAGUGUUGCUACCAUGUGUUUCUGCCAAUGUUCUUGAGGUUUCAUGCGCCUGCGAGGAUGUAGUUGGACACUACUUGCUUCCCGUACGUUCUAGCCGCAAGAGAACGGCGAAUAUUCCGCUGUUGAAAUUUUGUUGAGGCUCUCGUAUUUGCGAUGGAUGAUUUCCGAAGCCAGGCUAUGGCGGUCCGGGACCAAGACGACCAAAAGGAAACUGGGCGCACGUCGUCGAGCCGGGGUAUUAAUUUACGUUUGUCGUAUUUUCUGUUGUUCCAGUGCAAAUAGUACACAUUAGAUUUAUUUCACCACCUUGGAUCUUCAUUCCGAUUUCUUUGUAUAUCGGGCCCCUGCUCCCUCCGUCGCGGAACGCGCCAAGCUCGCUGUAACGAAUUUCGUAUCAUGAACGGAUGGUGUUGUCUUUGUGUUAAGUCGUGCGUCGGCGUUUCAGCUCCCUGUUUCUACCGACCCAGGUAACACCGGCCAGGGGCGAGAGAAGCGAUUCAAUCCGUCCUUCGACGAAAGCGAGGAAAUUCGACAAGUGCAUCGCGCAGAAGAAAAAGCACAGCCCAGCACGCGCGCGCAACCACAGCCCAAGGCGGCUAUCCUGUGCAUAAAGUCUCCCACGACCUAGCCAAGCACGCUUCAUGAUGUCUCCUUGAGGUCUUAGGUUGACGCAGCUACAGCAGCGCAUUAUACUUUUAUGGUGUUGCGACAAGCUGCAGAAUUCGAUCCUGAGCAGAAAAAUGUAGCACAGAACGCACUUUGUGAGUUUAUAGAUUCGACUGCUAUCACGAUGGCAUAGAUCAACUCCUGUUCUGAUGAAGAUGUACAUCAGGCGCUUGCAUAGGCAGUAAACCUCGAAUGUAUUCUAUUCUUGAUUGGCCGGGAAAACUUUUUUUGCAGAGGAUAGCACCCAAGCCGAAUCCACCCCCGCCAAAUAUACCUGCGAACUCCCGUGCGGGUGGCAAGAGUCCGGGGAAGGUAAUAGACUGGAUUAAGAGUCUGCCGGACGCGUUUGUCCCCGAAAAAAUAAAAGACCAGAUGUGUGGCGCGGUGGACAUGCGAGGGAUCGAUGGGCAACAGUUCACGCAACUUGUUUUGAGCAACCAGCUCCAGAGCGUUGGUGUCGUAUCGCCGCUUCAGGUCUCAAAAAUCGUCAAGGUAUACUACUUUUCUUUUUUGGCCCCUUGCAACAUGUGCAUGUCGAUUUUGUUCGCAAGAUAAAGAUGAGCCACUGGAGGUCGUGCGCGACUUUGGCGCAAAGCGUGGAGAAAACAGGAUUUAGGAGCGUGAAAACACGUGUUGCUUUCCCGAAAUCAAUUUCCAGGCCUGGAAGAACGUGCUCGCCGAGGACCAAAUGAGCGACGCCGCGAAGCAAACCUUGGAUAAUCAACCAACGGGAAAGAAGGCAGUGAAACUCAUUUGUUGAGUGUUUUAUUUCAUCGACGGCCAAGUAGCGCCAGAACGCGCGCUGACCGACGAAGGAGAGAGCGAGCCGGGCCAAAGUUUGCCACGCAAAAGUUUUCUUUAUGCUAUCGUUUUUGGUGGGGUAUGGUACACUAAGUCGCUGAUGUAAUAAUCGAUGUACAACUAAUUCAUUUCGUAUUUAUGAUUGUAGAAGCAUAUGGUUUUUCGAGCUUCGAUCGCAUGCGCCACAAUGCGAUGGAGAUUCCGUAUUACUUUCGAGAAUGGUUUAUUUGUCAGGUUUUCGGAUUUCGAGCUGAGUCCAACUACAAUAAUAACGAAAGCAGGUCUAUGAUUGGGCAUUUUACCUCCCGGCGCCGCAAGACUCACUGGAAUGAAAGCUUUCCGGAGUUUUUGCAGUUUGCCUGAUGAGAGCACUUUUUUUCCUUCCCAUUAGUUCUUCGUUUUGUCAAUUGAAUACUCUGGUUUUAUGUCACAUCAGCUACAGGUAGAAAAGGGCUAGAACGUAAGCGCACAUCUGUGUGCCAGAAGCUAAUCGAAAUGAAUCGUGCUGUCUCUGCCACCAGGGUUUGUAAAUCGUUUUCCAAAUUGCCGGGUAUCUAUUGGCGUAUCGCGU
Molecule: messenger RNA, 6118 nt
Organism: Amoebophrya sp. A120
Lineage: Eukaryota; Dinophyceae; Syndiniales; Amoebophryaceae
Source: the annotation of a GenBank genome assembly